This is a messenger RNA of Phascolarctos cinereus (koala), 1461 nucleotides long. RefSeq names its product proteasome 26S subunit, ATPase 4 (gene PSMC4). NCBI's taxonomy places the organism in Eukaryota, Metazoa, Chordata, Mammalia, Diprotodontia, Phascolarctidae. The record is from RefSeq and is a predicted model, not a curated record. Gene Ontology annotation, molecular function: ATP hydrolysis activity; ATP binding.
UUCCGGUGACGGAACAGCGGCGGAAGCAAUGACUGAGGCAGUUCCGGCGGAGGCCCAGGUUCGGCCCGCUUGCCAUGGAGGAGAUCGGCAUUCUAGUGGAGAAGGCGCAGGAUGAGCUGCCGGCCCUGUCCAUCUCCCGGCCCCAGACCGGCCUGUCCUUCCUGGGGCCCGAGCCCGAGGACCUAGAGGACCUGUACAGCCGCUACAAGAAACUGCAGCAAGAGCUGGAGUUCCUGGAGGUGCAGGAGGAGUACAUCAAGGAUGAGCAGAAGAAUCUGAAGAAGGAGUUCCUGCACGCUCAGGAGGAGGUGAAGCGCAUCCAGAGCAUCCCCCUGGUCAUCGGGCAGUUUCUGGAGGCCGUGGACCAGAACACAGCCAUUGUGGGCUCCACCACUGGUUCUAAUUACUAUGUCCGGAUUCUCAGCACCAUUGACAGGGAGCUGUUGAAACCCAAUGCUUCUGUGGCCCUCCACAAACACAGCAAUGCUCUGGUGGAUGUUCUGCCCCCAGAAGCUGAUAGCAGCAUCAUGAUGCUGACCUCAGACCAGAAGCCUGAUGUCAUGUAUGCUGAUAUCGGAGGCAUGGAUAUUCAGAAGCAGGAGGUGAGGGAGGCUGUGGAACUUCCGCUGACCCACUUUGAGCUCUAUAAACAGAUUGGAAUUGACCCACCACGAGGAGUCCUUAUGUACGGGCCCCCAGGCUGUGGAAAGACUAUGUUGGCAAAGGCUGUGGCCCAUCACACAACAGCUGCAUUUAUCAGGGUUGUGGGUUCAGAAUUUGUGCAGAAGUACCUAGGUGAGGGACCUCGAAUGGUUCGGGAUGUUUUCCGCUUGGCCAAAGAGAAUGCACCUGCCAUCAUUUUCAUUGAUGAGAUUGAUGCCAUUGCUACCAAGCGAUUUGAUGCUCAAACUGGGGCUGACCGGGAGGUUCAGAGGAUCCUGCUUGAGCUUUUGAAUCAGAUGGAUGGAUUUGACCAGAAUGUCAAUGUCAAGGUGAUCAUGGCCACAAACCGGGCAGACACUCUGGAUCCUGCCUUACUCCGGCCUGGCCGGCUUGACCGUAAGAUUGAGUUUCCAUUGCCUGACCGUCGACAGAAAAGAUUAAUUUUUUCUACUAUCACCAGCAAGAUGAACCUCUCGGAGGAGGUUGAUCUGGAAGAUUAUGUAGCCCGCCCAGAUAAGAUUUCUGGAGCUGAUAUUAAUUCUAUCUGUCAGGAGGGUGGAAUGUUAGCUGUUCGUGAGAAUCGAUACAUUGUGCUGGCCAAAGAUUUUGAGAAGGCAUACAAAACAGUCAUUAAGAAGGAUGAGCAGGAACAUGAAUUCUACAAGUGACCCCUGAUUAAGUCCAGGGGCUUCUUCCAUUUUACUCUCCCCAGGUACCCCUACAGCUCCCAGGGGCUAGUCCCCUUCUUUCUCCAUGUAUGGAAUUGUUUUCUUCAAUAAAUUUACAAGAUUGAAUCCA